UGGCUUUUCUUCCAUGGCGGCUUCCCCAGAGCUGAGCAGUUCCGUUGAGCGUUGGCGGAGACGUUAUCUGAGUGGAGAGGCUUAUCUUUUGGAUGUAACACAAGCCAAAAGUAAAAGUAGAAGGGCCCUGAUAGCUGCAGGAGAUAACUCACUGGAUGAUACAGUUGCGUCUAUACUUAUAAAUUCUUCACAAUCAAAGCUUCUGUACUGCAGAAGAAAGCAUAAUAAAAGAUUUCUGGACUCCUCAAAAACUUUGAAAAAAUUGGCUUGGCCAGAUGAUGAGUCGGAUUCUUUGUGUGAUUCAGACCAGCUUCGUAUACAGCCAGAACCAAUUGGAGAUUUUCUUGGAAAUGAUGAAAUCCAAAGUGAAGGCAUAUAUUCAGAAACAGGUAUUACUUUGCCAUCCACUUUAGGAGUGGCUGCUUACUGUGAUUAUAAUAAUGAUGGUGAUGCAGUAAGAAGCAGUGUGAGCAUUUCUGAAACCCAAGAAUUGAAUGGAGAAAACAUGGUAACACCUCAGUUCAAUCAAAUUUAUCAUGAAUUAUCAAUCAUCCACCAGAAGCUACAGCAAGAAAAAUUAAGUCAGCGAGAGUAUGCUUUGAAACUUCAAAAGAGAGAAUGUUUCGUAGCUGAACGGGAAGUUCAGCUUUGUAGGCAUGAAGCUGCUUUGACCAAGAUAAAGGGCGUUGAAGAGGAAGUUCAUGCAAAAUUUCAAAUUAUGAAGGAGCAAUAUGGAGCUGAAAUAAAGCAGUUGUCCGAUGCCUUGAAAGAAAAAACAAAGGAGAACAAAAGGCUGAAGACAUCAUUUGAAACACUAAAGGAGCUGAAUGACACCUUAAAAAAACAGUUAAUUGAUGUGACUGAGCAAAACAAGAAGCUUGAAGUCCAGUCUCGAAAAGUACAGGCUCGUUUAGAGAAUUUGCAGAGAAAACAUGAAUUUUUAUCAGUACAAAGAUCUAAAGAAGCCACAUUCCAAGACCGUAAAUCUGUGAAGUCAGAAAGAGCAAUAGCACCAGCAAAGGCCUAUAAAGUACCACUUAAUUCACAUGUCUAUAACUUGUUAACGGUAUUAAUGGACUGGAUCUCAGAGCAGCACCUAUGCAAAUUGAUUGUUGAGGAAGAGAAAGAAAACAUUCACAAGCUAACAGGCACAUUUGUUUUCAGCAAAAACUAUGUACAGGAGAAAUGUGUCAAGCUUUUGCCUCUAGUUGUGGAACAACUUCAGUGGUUGCCCUUUGUGAAUCCUAACCUGCACUUCCCUGUGGUUAAAUGCAUUUACUGGGCUGUAAGGCAGUUAGAUGGAAGUACCCAGCAUGCAGCAAUGACCUCAACCAUGAGACGGCUGGGUGAAGACUUAUUUAAAGGUGUUGUCCCUAAGGAAAGUCAACACAAUUCUUCUGAACAAUCUACUGAUUCCAAGGCCAAGGCUGCAUCUUUCUUUAAAAGUUGUAAUUUAUCUUUACGAGUUGUAUCAACUUUAAUUAUAAUCAAAGUGGUCACACAAGCUGAUUAUUUGGCACAAGCCUUUGAUUCACUUUGCAUUGAUCUGAAGACAGAGGAAGGAAAAGUCUUGUUUUUGGACUACCAAGCUGUGCCCAUAAUAUUGACUCAUCUAAGAAUAUCAAGGAAAGGCCUCCUUUCCAAUGCCAUUGACAGUUUACUUCAGAUGACAACAGAAUCUAGGUAUUUGAAUAGUUUUCUGGAAGCUUGCAGUAAUGAACUCUUUUUCCGGACUUGUUCAGUGCUGCUUCGCAGUUCUAAUCUUGAUAUUCAGCUCCUGGAAAAACUUAGCAUUCUGCUUCAAAAACUUUCAAAAAUCAAGAGUAAUAAGAAGAUGUUUGAGCUGUUUACUCUCCAUUUGAUGAUUCAAGAACUGAGGACAACACAUCCAGAUCACACAUUUUUGUGCAUUAACCUGAACUCAAUUCUCUUUAAUUUGGGUUUAAUAAAAAACAAUCCAAUUGAAAGUAGCGAAAAUGCAAGUGAUUAGCUGCAUUUUAUGACAUGUUGUUUCCAGUGGCUCGUUUAUAUUACAUGAAUUAACAAAGUGUGGAAUGGGAAUUGCCACAAUAGGCAUCUCGGUUGUACCAGUCUUCAGAAUACAUCAGUUAGAAUUGCUUUAAUUGGAAUUGUCUCUUUUAUCUGGAUUGCUUACCUGUACUUCACUUGUUUUAGACUGGUCUUCAGCCCAAAAGGCAGCACCCAACAAUACAGUGUUCUUGCAAUGAGAUCAAUGCCUAGCUGAAUAGUACCAUAUUGGAUAUCGUAUAGUACCUUUUUUUGCAUAAGUGACCUUGCAUUGACUAGAACAGGGCAAGCAAUCUGUUUGUGGGCAGAAAUCACACUUUGAUUUUUCUUCCCUUCCACAAUGUUUGAAGCAUGACAACAACGGGGCCAUAUUUCAGCCCAAUUUCUUGGUUCAUUUGGGAAACAGCUAAGAGAUAAAAUAUGUGCGUUGCAGAGUUUCCCAGAAGUUUAAUGCAUCCAAUUUUAUUUAGAAACCAUGAAAAAAAAUCAUGGCACAAAGUUUUGAAAGUUAACUGGAGCUAAAGGAAUGGAGUUGAAUGUCUGAUGACCUGCAGUUGAUCACUAGUACAGUACAGAAAGAAUAGUAAUAUUCUUUUAUGUGGGCAGCUGGACUUUCUUUAGAGAUGCUCAUUUUGUUUCUCAUAACGCUUGACCCCAAGCGUUUCAGUGAUAAUUGACAGAAUCAGAUUUUCCAGCACUUUUAUUCCAGCAAUACAAUGAGAAGAUAUUGGGUAACCACUGAGGUCAGUGGUAUGUCCUUUCAUAAAAUACAUAUUUAGCUGUUUUGUGGAGGCUAUUAGUAGCUGAAAAGAUUGGUGUUGGCCUAUGAAAAGAAAGCAUUGAUUCUUACCUGAGUUUCCAAGAGCUCUUUUGUCGGUGUUAGAAAUGCCCCAGUCCUGAAUGUGGAGUGCCUGAAGACUGUUGCUAUGUGAGACAUCCUUAGAAGAAGGCUUUUCUUCGGACCAUUUCAAGUUACACAAUAAUAGAAAUGUGCAACUUUUGAAAAUUAUUUUAAAUACAUCCUUCAAAGCUCAAGUAUUUAAGGUAUAUCUUUAAAGAAUCUGAAAAUAUGCAGCUGCUUUAAGGAGGCAGAUUAAAAGACACAGCUGCUUUAAAGAUAUUCUGUGCCUUUGCUAUAAUGCAUUCCAAAGAACCUCUUCUGACUCAUUAUUGAACAGAACGCUUAAUUUUUUUAAUGAUUUCUUUGUUAGAAAAAGCCCAGUUAUUGAACUCAAUCUUGACAAACACUAAUUUGUUUUUUUCUGAUAUUUUCUAUACAGUAGGCUGGGUCUUAUAAGGGUUACAAAAAGAUUUAUUUUAUCCUUUAUGUAUGUUCAUUUGUUUAUUGUCAUGUUACAGUGACCACUCAAAAAUGUCCCUAUGUAUCAUUUUAAUGUAA
Pseudonaja textilis is the source of this 3427-nucleotide messenger RNA. The record is from RefSeq and is a predicted model, not a curated record. Lineage: Eukaryota; Metazoa; Chordata; Lepidosauria; Squamata; Elapidae.